Molecule: messenger RNA, 1304 nt
Organism: Schistocerca gregaria
Lineage: Eukaryota; Metazoa; Arthropoda; Insecta; Orthoptera; Acrididae
Product: zinc finger protein 865-like
Exons: 4
Coding region: 228-713 (161 amino acids)
Biological process (GO): regulation of gene expression
Cellular component (GO): nucleus
Source: RefSeq, a predicted model, not a curated record
UUCAUGUUAUUCUUCUUAUUUGGUAUCAAAGUUUCCAUAUAAAAAUCUGUUGGCAUGCUUUAUGGAUAUUUGCACUGCACAGGAUAUCAUCCUUGGGUAUAAAUCUCACAGCAAAUAUUGUAGGAUCAUCUGCAGCAUUAUUCAGAUGCAAUGUCUGUGGUAGAGCAUAUCGACACCGUGAAAAUCUGACAAGACAUCAGCGAGUGGAGUGUGGCAAAGAAGCACAUAUGCAUUGUAGGCACUGCCAAUACAAAACAAAACACAAACAUGACUUACUUAGACACCAAAGGAAUAGGCAUGCUGAUUUCCGUCCCUUACAAGACACCAACGUGUGGAAUGUGGCAAAGAGGCACACCUGCAUUGCAGUCAGUGCCAUUACAAAACUAAACACAAACAUGAUUUGGUUAGGCAUCAGAGAGCCAGGCAUGGUGUCUUUCAUCAUUACCAGUUGGAUAUUUUCACUUCACCAGAUUCCACCUGUGGAUAUAAACAUCGCUGCAAAUAUUCUAGGAUCUACAGCAGUUCUAUUCAGAUGUGAUGCCUGUGGCCGUGUGUACCGUCAUCGCGACACUCUGACAAGGCAUCAGCGUGUGGAGUGUGGCAAAGAGGCUCAUCUCCACUGUAGCCACUGUCAUUACAAAACUAAAUACAAACAUAACUUGGUUAGGCACCAAGGAAACAGACAUGCUGACAUCCAUCCUUGCCACUUCUGAAACUUGAUUUUGAGUAUUGUAACUUUUUUAUUUUUGGUCAGUAAGUUAGUAAAAUAUCAGAUGAUGGUGGAAAUAUAGCCUUUCCUUUCUUCUGAUAUUAAAUGUGGAGUAUAAUGUUUUAUUUCACAGCACCAGUGUUUCUAUCUAAUGAUAUUGGCCAUUGCAGACUUUUGGUUCACAGAGUGCAGAAAUUGAAGUGAAAAAGCUAACUUUUAGCAAGCUGGUUUGCAUGAAAGCCAAAAAGAAGGAUAAAUAAAGUAAAACACUAUAAACCCAGAAAAAUAUUACAGUUUUCAGCUAGCUUUCCAGUAUAUUAUUACCAGUACUUAGUACUGUUGUUAUUAAUUUCAAUCUGAGAUUUAAAAAAAUUGCUGAUAUUGUUGUAUAAUUAAACGUAGCUUUGAAAUGUAUGACAUUGGCAGUGAUUGGCCAUCAUUAAAUGAUACGACAACUACAUUCUCCAUUUGCUGUUAAUGGUUUGACUUAACUGAAAUAUAUUACUACUGUAAAUCAACAUUUAUUAUUUCUAUCCUCUUUCCACCUCUUCUCAAACAAUGUGUAUUGUACCCUUCUACACUCCACUGAAUGAUA